This is a messenger RNA of Oppiella nova, 1464 nucleotides long. NCBI's taxonomy places the organism in Eukaryota, Metazoa, Arthropoda, Arachnida, Sarcoptiformes, Oppiidae. The record is from the annotation of a GenBank genome assembly.
UGUAAAUAUAGUGUAAAUGUUUGUCAAUCACUAAGUGUGCGAUAAUCUAAUCAAUUCUAAACAUUUUGAACUAUUCAAGUGAUUUUCAAUACCACACAAAGACUUUAGUAACUAGUGACAAGUAUAGUAUACAGCACAAUUUCAUAUUUCUUUGUUUUGUCAUAUAUUUAUGCAUUGAACACACAUUAAAUUUCAAAGUUUGCCAAAAUGAAAUGCUUUUUAGCGUUUCUCGUAUACUCAGCGACACUAUUGUCAACCAUUAAUGCCGAAGAUAUACCCGUAUUUGGUGCCGACUAUUACGUUGAGGCCGUCCUAUCCCUGCCCUACGCCGAGAUAAAGGAGCCAAUCAUCGGCUACUUCGACGGCACUCACAACCGAAGUCGUAUCGACUAUUACGGCGACUUAGUUCAGACCAUUCAGCGGCCGGACCUCAAUGAGGGGGGCGUUAGCUUCAAGUUUGCUUAUAUGGUCGACCAGAAGGGCGACGCCCAGAGAGUAUGCUUUCAGGUGAACGGUAGCCAACAGGUGCCCGUCAGCUCCCAACCCCUGUUACCCGACUUAACCCCAUUCAAAAAGAUCGGAUCAGACGUGUGUUCAGACAUUUUUGGUCUCAUCAAAGAAAAUACAGUUUGCGAGCGCUGGGAGUAUUCGGUCACAUAUGGAGAUAAGAGCAAUAAAUACGUGUUUUGGCUCUCGAGGGACAGCCACUCGAAUCCCGUUCCCGUGCAGUACCUGAUGAAGGGCUACGACUCUCUCCUGGGCUCGCAUUACGACAAAUACGAAGUCUAUUACAAGAACUACAAGUCCGGUGCCAUCGACCCCCAGGUGUUUGAGUUGCCGGCGAACUACACGUGCCGCUCGUUCCCGGGGCCGGGCGUCGAGCAUAUCGGUCACCACAACCCUAUCCGGGAGUUCAUUAGCGGCGCCGACAGUCACGUGGACUCGGAGUUCGCGAAGUUUACGGACAAACACGACAAACGCUACGAUAACUCGACUCAUGAGAGAGGAAGGAAAGACGUUUUCAGACAAAACUUGAGAUUCAUUUCGUCGAAAAACAGAGAAAACAUUGGAUACAGGCUUUCGGUCAACCAUUUGGCGGAUCUGACGGACUUCGAGCGGAGGAGUUUGCGAGGGAAACGGUAUUCCGGUGUUGAAUAUAACGGGGGACUGGAGUUCGACAAAACUAAAUACUCGCUCAACGCUGUGCCCCAGCAGUGGGACUGGAGGUUGAGUGGAGCCGUCACUCCCGUCAAAGAUCAGGCCGUUUGUGGCUCGUGUUGGUCUUUCGGCACUACCGGUACCAUCGAAGGCGUAUAUUUUGUGAAAAGCGGACAUUUGGUGAAACUGUCUGAACAGCAGCUAAUCGACUGCAGUUGGAAUGAAGGGGAUAAUGGAUGCGAUGGCGGGGAGGACUUCCGGGCCUACGAGUACAUCCAGAAAGUGGACGGACUUCACACACAAUAG